Molecule: messenger RNA, 1675 nt
Organism: Anastrepha obliqua
Lineage: Eukaryota; Metazoa; Arthropoda; Insecta; Diptera; Tephritidae
Gene: Bet5
Product: trafficking protein particle complex subunit 1
Exons: 3
Coding region: 70-507 (145 amino acids)
Biological process (GO): endoplasmic reticulum to Golgi vesicle-mediated transport
Cellular component (GO): TRAPP complex
Source: RefSeq, a predicted model, not a curated record
ACUUAUCAACGUAAACAAAAUUGAAGUUGUUUAGUUUUUGGUACCAAUUUUCUUUUAUUACAUUAAAUUAUGACUAUAUAUCAUUUAUACAUUUUCGAUAAAUUCGGCACUAUGCUGUACUACGCAGAAUGGAACCGCACGAAAAAGUCUGGUGUUAGCAGAGAAGAGGAAGCUAAACUCACUUAUGGCAUGCUUUUCUCAAUUAAAUCCUUUGUGAGUAAAAUAUCACCUCAUGAUCCUCGUGAGGGUUUUCUCUACUACAAAACUAACAGAUAUGCUCUUCACUAUUUGGAGACGCCCUCUGGUCUAAAAUUUGUGUUGUACACCGACACAGCUGCACUGAAUGUAAAGGAACUGUUGCAGCAGUUGUACAGCAAAGUGUGGGUAGAGUAUGUCGUGCGCGAUCCACUGUGGUCACCUGGCACUCCUGUGACAUCGGAACUGUUUCAAUCAAAGUUAGAUGAGUUUAUAAAGCAGUCAUCCCUCUACGGCAUUCGUAAUAUUUGAAAGGAUUUUUCUUAUAUCCAUAUUCGUUACAAAGAGUAUAGUCGAAGAGUAUUUGCUAAAUGUGCUGAUAAGUUAGAUAAUUUAGACUGUUAUAUAUUUUUUCAUACAUUGUUCAUAUUUGUAUGUAUAAAGCAGCUUUAAUUACCGAGCGAAGAGGUUGCAAGAGAUAAUUUUGUUUCGAUUCGAGUUCUUUCUUUCAGAAUAAUUACUUAUUUCAUGAAUUAAAAAAAUUAAUUGAUUAAAAAGACCUGUCCAAAUUAUCAUUUAGCAAUUAGUUCUUCAUGUCGAAAGGCUGGAUAUCCAGAUUUUGUGUUCCCUCAAUAAUAUGCCACAGCCUUUUUGCGAAAAAGGCGAUCCUCACAUAUUUACUUGAUUUAAAAAUACUAGAAUUCAUUCUUCGCUCAAAUAGUUAAAUAAAUAUUUCUGGAAUACUUUGCAAGCCCAUUGGAAACCUAAAAUAACUUUACGGUAUGUUACUUUUAAUUUUAUUAAUGGCGUAAAAUGCAGUUUCACUCGAGCAUAUAAGUUUUACGAAUUUUAGCAUUUUUCACUAAUUUGAGCAUUUUUAUAAUGCAGACUUCAGAACUAAAGCAAGUAUUGUUGGGGCAGUUCACCUGCUUGACUUUUUCUUAUAUAUAAGCAGAUUACCCCCUCUAUAAAGUGUGCAAAUUUAGUUGCAAAAUACUACCUGUAUAUUAUUUGCUUAUAAGUUAAUUUGCUUGUGCUUAAUGGAAAUGGGUUCUUAUUUCUUAGUUUAGAAUACUUUGUACUGUAAAUUAAAGUUAAAUGAAUAGAUAAAUGAAUAGGUAGAAAAGUUUAGUAACAAACGUUUUUGUUCUCACUUAAUGAUUUUUUUACAAGAACGAACUAAAAAUGAUGUAAUCCUUAGAACGCUGAUGAUUGAGCCAUGCUUUGUACUGUAGAUUUAUGUAAAAUAAAUAAAUUAAUAAAUACAAAAAUUUUGUAAUAAGUAUUUCAGUUUUUAUUACUGAUUUUCUUUUUUAUAUAAAACAUAACUAAAAAAAUAACACUUUCCAAUUGGAACGCUCACAUUUCAAAUCUUCUCUUUUUAAUAGUUCGAUGACGCCUCGCUUGCUGAUGUUAAAUAGAAAAAUUACAAUAUGAAAAUAAAAUAGAAAAUCUUACAAUGAGCACAAUUUCACUCAGG